Molecule: messenger RNA, 1491 nt
Organism: Echinops telfairi (small Madagascar hedgehog)
Lineage: Eukaryota; Metazoa; Chordata; Mammalia; Afrosoricida; Tenrecidae
Product: immunity-related GTPase family M protein 1-like
Exons: 2
Coding region: 190-1380 (396 amino acids)
Biological process (GO): cellular response to interferon-beta; defense response
Cellular component (GO): endoplasmic reticulum membrane
Molecular function (GO): GTP binding; GTPase activity
Source: RefSeq, a predicted model, not a curated record
CCACAACUCACUCGUUUGGCUUUUUGUGUGCGUGUGAGCCAACUGGCGUGGAUUGAAGUUUGGAAAGGUGUCAGAGGGAGGCCAGCAAAUUCUUCUCUGGAAAGGAGCGAUGUAGCAGGAGUAUUUCUUGACAUCCCAGCACAGUGGCCGCCCUGCUUCCAGGAGUUGGUCACUCCAUUGCUUACUGACAUGGAGGACUCCACAGCAGCCCCUCGUGCCCCACUCUCUGCCUCCUUCCCCUCUAUGGUGCCUUACCACACAGGUUGGAGCCUUUCACCACAGGCAGGAGCCAUGAACUUAGAGAAAGCCUUAGCAGAGGGGAACUUGUUGGUGGUGGUCUCUGUAGUCCAGGAGACUCUGAAAAUAGCAUCCAGCACCCCAGUAAAUAUUGCUGUGACUGGGGACUCUGGCAAUGGUAUGUCUACCUUUAUAAAUGCUCUAAGGGGCAUUGGGCAUGAAGAGGAGGAUUCAGCUCCCACUGGAGUGGUAAAAACCACUUACACACAUGCCUCCUACUCAUCCCUGCAUUUUCCAAAUACAUUACUCUGGGAUCUACCUGGCAUGGAGACUACUCCCCAGAACCUAGAGAAGUAUAUCAUGGAAAUGGAGUUCAGCCGGUAUGACCUCUUCAUCAUCAUUGCCUCUGAACAGUUUAGCAUGAAUCAUGUGAUGCUUGCCAAGACCAUCAAGAGUAUGAGAAAGAAGUUCUACAUUGUCUGGACCAAACUGGACACGGACCUCAGCACAAGUGUGCUCGGGGAGGAGCAGCUCCUGAAGAAUAGACGAGUGAACAUCUUGGAGAAUCUCCAGAAGGUGCAGGUGUGUGAGCCCCCCCUAUUCAUGGUCUCCAGCCUUGACCCUCUAUUUUAUGACUUCCCAAAGCUCCGGGAUACAUUGCAAAAGGACCUGAUCCACAUAAGAUGCCACGGGCCCCUUCAAAAGCUGUCUGACACCUGUGAGAAGAUCCUUAAUGACAAAGUUGUGACCCUGCAGGAGAAAAUAGAUGCACAUUCUUUCCAAGACAUCUGGGACCCAGAUGAUUUGAUGGAGUGUCUGGCUGCUUACCAAUUGCUCUUUGGUAUGAAUGAUGAAUCUAUCCAGCAGGUGGCACAAAAGAUGGGAACAGCAACCAUGGAGUACACAGCCCUCAUGAAAUCUCAAAAUCCAUGGACUUUCAGCAGAAUUGACUGCAAAAUGGCAUGCUUGACUUGUAGAGUCUUUCAGGCAUUCCUCAAUGCUUUACGUUGUAUUCCACUGUUAGGUAACCCUAUCACCAACUACUUCAGACGAAUGAAACACAAACACAUCCUUCAGAUAGUUGCCAAGGACAGCAAGGUCAUCUUGAGGAAAAUCCUGAAAGAUUCCACCAUUCCAGGCUGAAAGCAUAUUUGGGACUACACUCACACACUUGCUUGCGUGUUUUGUCUUAAUAGACAUAGCAGUUACAUAAUCUAUUGUCAAUUUGAUACUGUUAGAGUGAAGGGGUGGAGU